Molecule: messenger RNA, 1763 nt
Organism: Choloepus didactylus (southern two-toed sloth)
Lineage: Eukaryota; Metazoa; Chordata; Mammalia; Pilosa; Megalonychidae
Gene: SIRT7
Product: sirtuin 7
Exons: 10
Coding region: 12-1268 (418 amino acids)
Molecular function (GO): NAD+ binding
Source: RefSeq, a predicted model, not a curated record
GCCUGGUGCGCAUGCGCGCGGCGGCGGGCGAGGCGGAAGCGGAAGCGCGGGCUGCCCCGGGAGCGAUGGCAGCCGGGGGUCUGAGCCGCUCUGAGCGUAAGGCGGCGGAGCGGGUCCGCAGGCUGCGGGAGGAGCAGCAGCGGGAGCGCCUGCGCCAGGUGUCCCGCAUCCUGAGGAAGGCGGCGGCCGAGCGCAGCGCCGAGGAGGGCCGGCUGCUGGCCGAGAGCGAGGACCUGGUGACGGAGCUGCAGGGCCGGAGCCGGCGGCGCGAGGGCCUCAAGCGGCGGCAGGAGGAGGUGUGCGAUGACCCAGAGGAGCUGCGGAGGAAAGUCCGGGAGCUGGCCGGCGCCGUCCGGAACGCCAAGUACUUGGUCGCCUACACGGGCGCGGGGAUCAGCACGGCAGCCUCCAUCCCAGACUACCGGGGCCCUAAUGGAGUGUGGACGCUGCUUCAGAAAGGCAGGCGCGUCAGUGCUGCUGACCUGAGCGAGGCCGAACCGACGCUCACGCACAUGAGCAUUGCCCGCCUGCAUGAGCAGAAGCUGCUGCAGCACGUGGUGUCUCAGAACUGUGAUGGGCUCCACCUGAGGAGCGGGCUGCCCCGCACGGCCAUCUCGGAGCUCCACGGAAACAUGUACAUUGAAGUCUGCACCUCCUGCACCCCCAACAGGGAGUACGUGCGGGUGUUUGACGUGACAGAGCGCACUGCCCUGCACCGCCACCAGACGGGACGGGCCUGCCACAAGUGCGGGGCGCAGCUCCGGGACACCAUCGUGCACUUUGGGGAGAGGGGGACGUUGGGGCAGCCUCUGAACUGGGAGGCAGCAACGCAGGCCGCCAGCAGAGCAGACGUGAUCCUGUGUUUGGGUUCCAGCCUCAAGGUUCUAAAGAAGUACCCAUGCCUCUGGUGCAUGACCAAGCCCCCGAGCCGGCGGCCCAAGCUCUACAUUGUGAACUUGCAGUGGACACCCAAGGAUGACGGGGCUGCCCUGAAGCUACACGGAAAGUGUGACGACGUCAUGCAGCUCCUCAUGGAUGAGCUGGGCCUGGAGGUCCCCCCCUACAACAGGUGGCAGGACCCCAUCUUCUCCCUGGCGACCCCUCUGCGAGCUGGCGAAGAAGGCAGCCACAGUCGAAAGGCCCUGUGUAGAAGCAGCGAGGAGGCCCAGCCUGGGGACCGAGGGGCCCCACUCAGCUCAGUGCCCAUCCGAGGGGGCUGGUUUGGCAGGGGCUGCACUAAACGCACAAAAAGGAAAAAAGUGACAUAGCCCUUGUGCUUGGUGCAGGGCAAACAGUUGGCACUUUGCAAAUUGCCAGACUCUUAUUCAGGGACGAGGGUCACCCCGAAUGGGGCUUGCCCCCAGGGGUCUGGUGAGAAGAGUGAAUUGGGGGUGGCAUCUUCCUGCGAUGUCCUUGGCCGUUUAUCUGUCUGUGGAAAGCAGGCACCUCCUGGUGACUGGUGCUGCUGCUGGGCGGCCAGCCCUUCACCGGUUCAGCUCUGGACACAGGGGCAGUGACCCUUUUCUCUAAUAAAGAACUCUGGUGAUAAUUCACACCUGGCUGGCCAAGAGGAAGUACACAGCUGCCUUACCUCACUCAACAGGCUAAUCUCAGGGGCCUAAACCCUAUUUCUACUACUUCUUACUGAAAAUUGUUAACUUUAUAGAAACUUUUUCUGUAUUGGGAAUGUGCAAAGGGGGCGGGUUGGGGCCUGGACCCCGAGCAGAGCGUUACGAUUUUUUAUUAAACAUCCCUGCACUCUG